This is a messenger RNA of Condylura cristata (star-nosed mole), 702 nucleotides long. It is a transcript of the gene CD320, whose product is annotated as CD320 molecule. The record is from RefSeq and is a predicted model, not a curated record. The transcript is spliced from 5 exons. Lineage: Eukaryota; Metazoa; Chordata; Mammalia; Eulipotyphla; Talpidae. Bases 1 to 603 code for a protein of 200 amino acids. Gene Ontology annotation, molecular function: protein binding.
AUGGGCAGCGCGUGUGCCGCAGCUGAGAGGGCGCCUGGACGGUGGGAGCGCCAGAGCCCUUUGGGAGCUGGGCUGCGUUGUGCCCUAGGGGUUGAGCCGUGUGCCCAGGACGGGCAGUGCCCACCACCGUCUGCCAGCCCCUGCCCUUGUGAUGGCAAUGACUGCCCUGAAGGCAUCAACAAGGACUUUGGCAACUGCACCCAACGAUCCUGUCCAGCAGGGGAGCGGCGCUGCAAGCUGGGCAGGGCCUGCAUCCCACACACGUGGCUCUGCGAUGGCCACCCGGACUGUCCGGACUCCAGUGAUGAACUUGGCUGUGGAGAGAAUGCCACAUCUGUGGUGACCCCUGGGACCCUGGAGAGUGUCACCUACCUUAGGAAUGCCACAGCCACCUCCACUGGGGACCAGGACUCAAGCCAGUCUGGAAAUCGAAGUGCCUAUGGGGUCAUUGCAGCGGCAGUGGUGUUGAGUGCAGGCGUGGCUGCUGCUGCCCUCCUCGCCCUGUCCCGACUCUGGGCCCCCCGGUGCCUGCACCCCCUGGGGCUGCUGCUGGCCGUGAAGGAGUCCCUGCUGCCACUGGAGAGGAAGGCCUCGCUGCUCUGAGGGCGCGCUCUUGCCACCAGGCCCCUGGGGCUGAGUGGCAGCUCUGGGGACGCACACGAGACUGCUGGCGCGCCAGCCCACUUGUGGGCUCUUCCGUCC